CUAUGGCAAGGCCUUCUUGGGGGUGUCUCCAUUCAGUGUGCUCCAGCCAUAGCUGAGUGUCCCCAGGAAUAACUAACAUAUGGACCAGUUGAUACAAAUCAGAGAGGCCAGGCUGGUGAGCCUCAAUGAGGAUUGUACAUUUCAUAGCAAAUUUAUAAGGAUUCUUCUGUAAUUCCGGAAAAUCUUUAUACUGUGCAAUUCAGUGCGAAUCCAAGGAACAAAGGACACACUGAAGUUUUUUGGGGUUUUCUUUAAUACCCACUUUUGGUGGUGUAGGGAGGAUUUUAAACAGUAUUUCAGUAAUUGGUCUUUUUUUAUUUUUUUGGUUGGCUCUUUAGAAAAGAAACAGUUCAGAGAGUGUGUUAGUAGAGGGGUUGGAAACAAAGAGGAAGCAACUGGCAAAAGGGAAGAGGGAACAGAAGGAGGUGCCUGGUAUUCCAUGUUAUUUAGCAGUUGUAUCCUUCUUGAAAAUCAUCCUUCUUGGCGCCUGUUGGAAGCUUCCAUAUACCAGUCAAAGUAAGAAUUCAGUUGUAUGUGCCAAAUAUGGGAUCAUUUCUGUUCUAAUUUACUGCACAGAAAAAUUAAUUCAGAUCAAAAGACCCUCAAAUUGGCCGUUGACUUUCCAGUGUUCUAAAAACAGGCAAAUAAUGGGGGCCAAAGUGUUUGUUCAUAUAAGCAGCUGGAGUGCUCAGAGGUGGCCUUGCAAGUCCCUGGAAGUAGUAUUCCUCAUUUUACUAAAACAGAAAAAUGCACAUGCUAGUAAAACCUAAAUGGUAACUGAAUCCUUUAACGUGCCCUGUGGCCUGAAUGUGCGCUCAAAAGGAGAAAGAAACCGUAAGCUGAAACUUAAUGGCGGAAACUUCUGGCUCUUCCGCAGAUCAGACCAGAGUCUUAUCAGGGAUUUGUCACUAGAUAUAAGCUUCACCAAACCCAAUCUGGCACUGAACUUGUCAAGAUGUUUAGAGCACAAACUGAAAAUGAAUGCAGGAGAGGCCAGGAAUAAACCUCAAAGAACUCAAGAUGCGAGGAAAUGGAGUUUGGUUCAAGAGGUCAUUCACCCAUCUGUGGUCCCCUGAGAUCUGUGGAAGCAGAGAGCUUCAGGGGGCUUGUGGUGGACCACGGCCUGGUUCCUUGAUCCUCUAGGGGGCCACCACCAGCAGUGCACCUUCUAAUCCCCCCUUUGAUAUCAACAGAAUGUCAAAGUGCAAGUAUACGUACUCUGUCAAAAUGAAAGUGAAGAGAUUUAUUGGAAGCUGAGAGACAGUUCGAACCAGGGACACACUGAGCCUCACAAAGUGAAACCCAACGCUCUGGGGAAUUAAAGUGUCCUAGAAAGAAGACAUCACCAUGGCUACAGAAAUUGGUUCUCCUCCUCGUUUUUUCCAUAUGCCAAGGUUCCAACACCAGGCACCUCGACAGCUAUUUUACAAGCGACCGGAUUUUGCACAACAGCAAGCAAUGCAACAGCUUACCUUUGAUGGAAAACGAAUGAGAAAAGCUGUAAACCGAAAAACCAUAGACUACAAUCCAUCUGUAAUUAAAUAUUUGGAGAAUAGAAUAUGGCAAAGAGACCAGAGAGAUAUGCGUGCAAUUCAGCCUGAUGCAGGUUAUUAUAAUGAUCUGGUCCCACCUAUAGGAAUGUUGAAUAAUCCUAUGAAUGCAGUAACAACAAAAUUUGUUAGAACAUCAACAAACAAAGUGAAGUGUCCGGUAUUUGUUGUUAGGUGGACUCCAGAAGGAAGACGGUUGGUAACUGGAGCUUCUAGUGGAGAAUUCACCUUGUGGAAUGGACUUACUUUCAAUUUUGAGACAAUAUUACAGGCUCACGAUAGCCCAGUGAGGGCCAUGACUUGGUCACAUAAUGACAUGUGGAUGUUGACAGCAGAUCAUGGAGGAUAUGUGAAAUACUGGCAGUCGAACAUGAACAACGUCAAGAUGUUCCAGGCACAUAAGGAGGCGAUUAGAGAGGCCAGUUUCUCACCCACGGAUAAUAAAUUUGCUACAUGCUCUGAUGACGGCACUGUUAGAAUCUGGGACUUUCUUCGUUGCCAUGAGGAAAGAAUUCUCCGAGGGCAUGGUGCUGAUGUGAAAUGUGUAGACUGGCAUCCAACUAAAGGGUUAGUUGUUUCAGGAAGUAAAGAUAGUCAACAGCCAAUCAAGUUCUGGGAUCCCAAGACUGGGCAGAGUCUUGCAACACUUCAUGCCCAUAAAAACACAGUAAUGGAAGUGAAAUUGAAUCUCAACGGCAAUUGGCUACUCACAGCGUCACGUGACCAUCUCUGUAAACUUUUUGACAUCCGAAACCUGAAAGAAGAGCUUCAGGUCUUCCGAGGUCAUAAGAAAGAGGCCACAGCUGUGGCCUGGCAUCCUGUUCAUGAAGGACUUUUUGCCAGUGGAGGGUCCGAUGGUUCUUUGUUAUUCUGGCACGUUGGGGUGGAGAAGGAAGUAGGUGGAAUGGAGAUGGCCCAUGAAGGAAUGAUCUGGAGUCUGGCGUGGCAUCCUCUUGGACAUAUUCUCUGCUCAGGCUCAAAUGACCACACUAGCAAAUUUUGGACCCGAAAUCGACCGGGUGAUAAAAUGCGAGAUCGAUAUAAUUUAAAUCUACUACCUGGAAUGUCUGAAGAUGGUGUAGAAUAUGAUGACCUUGAACCUAAUAGCCUGGCAGUAAUUCCAGGGAUGGGAAUACCGGAACAACUAAAAUUAGCCAUGGAACAAGAGCAGAUGGGGAAAGAUGAGUCAAAUGAAAUUGAAAUGACAAUUCCGGGUUUAGAUUGGGGAAUGGAGGAAGUGAUGCAAAAGGAUCAAAAAAAAGUACCUCAGAAGAAAGUUCCAUAUGCAAAACCUAUUCCUGCUCAGUUCCAGCAAGCUUGGAUGCAAAAUAAAGUUCCAAUUCCUGCUCCAAAUGAGGUACUAAAUGACAGAAAAGAGGACAUUAAAUUGGAAGAGAAGAAAAAAACACAAGCAGAAAUCGAGCAAGAAAUGGCCACACUGCAGUAUACUAACCCACAACUCCUAGAGCAACUUAAAAUUGAAAGACUUGCACAGAAACAGGCUGAGCAAAUUCAGCCUCCUCCCUCAUCUGGCACCCCUCUUCUCGGACCCCAGCCAUUUCCAGGACAAGGUCCAAUGUCUCAAAUUCCUCAAGGUUUUCAACAGCCCCAUCCAUCUCAGCAGAUGCCAAUGAACAUGGCUCAGAUGGGGCCACCAGGCCCACAGGGACAGUUUAGACCCCCUGGACCGCAGGGACAAAUGGGACCACAAGGCCCUCCACUGCAUCAGGGAGGUGGGGGGCCCCAAGGAUUCAUGGGACCACAAGGGCCUCAGGGCCCACCCCAGGGAUUGCCCAGGCCUCAGGACAUGCAUGGGCCCCAAGGAAUGCAAAGACAUCCUGGACCUCAUGGCCCUUUGGGACCUCAAGGGCCACCUGGACCACAGGGUAGUUCUGGUCCACAAGGUCAUAUGGGUCCUCAGGGCCCACCUGGCUCACAGGGUCAUAUAGGCCCCCAGGGCCCACCUGGUUCCCAGGGUCAUUUGGGCCCUCAGGGACCACCUGGUCCUCAAGGUAUGCAGGGACCACCUGGUCCCAGAGGGAUGCAAGGACCUCCUCAUCCUCAUGGGAUACAAGGUGGACCAGGGUCUCAAGGGAUCCAGGGUCCUGUGUCUCAGGGACCUCUGAUGGGAUUGAAUCCAAGAGGAAUGCAGGGACCUCCAGGCCCCCGAGAGAAUCAGGGUCCUGCUCCCCAAGGGAUGAUGAUGGGCCACCCGCCUCAAGAGAUGAGAGGACCUCACCCUCCAAGCGGACUGCUGGGACAUGGCCCUCAGGAGAUGAGAGGUCCCCAGGAGAUGCGAGGCAUGCAGGGGCCUCCACCCCAAGGAUCAAUGCUGGGCCCUCCCCAGGAAUUGCGGGGGCCUCCUGGCUCACAAGGUCAGCAGGGGCCGCCCCAGGGCUCCUUGGGGCCUCCACCCCAGGGGGGCAUGCAAGGGCCCCCUGGACCUCAGGGACAGCAGAACCCGACAAGAGGGCCACAUCCACCUCAAGGGCCAAUACCAUUCCAGCAGCAGAAAACAGCUCUGCUAGGUGAUGGGCCCCGGGCCCCCUUCAAUCAGGAAGGACAGAACGCAGGCCCCCCACCCCUGAUACCAGGCCUAGGGCAGCAGGGAGCACAAGGUCGCAUCCCCCCUCUUAAUCCUGGACAAGGACCUGGCCCUAAUAAAGGUGACUCCCGCGGCCCUCCGAACCAUCACAUGGGCCCCAUGGCAGAGAGGCGGCAUGACCAGAGCAGUGGCCCUGACCAUGGUCCGGAGAGGGGGCCUUUCCGGGGCGGCCAGGACUGCAGGGGCCCCCCAGACAGGCGUGGCCCUCACCCUGAGUUCCCUGAUGACUUCAGCAGACCAGAUGACUUCCACCCUGACAAACGCUUUGGCCACCGGUUACGUGAAUUUGAGGGGCGAGGAGGACCUUUACCACAAGAAGAGAAAUGGAGGCGAGGGGGUCCCGGACCUCCUUUUCCUCCUGAUCACAGGGACUUCAGCGAAGGAGAUGGUCGGGGUGCCACUCGAGUACCCCCAGGGGCAUGGGAAGGCCGCCGACCGGGAGAUGAAAGAUUCCCCCGUGAUCCUGAGGACCCGCGUUUUCGAGGGCGCAGAGAAGAAAGCUUCAGAAGAGGAGCCCCCCCAAGACAUGAAGGCCGUGCUCCCCCUAGAGGAAGAGAUGGGUUUCCUGGUCCUGAAGAAUUUGGUCCAGAAGAGAAUUUUGAUGCUUCUGAUGAAGCAGCCCGAGGAAGAGAUCUCAGGGGUCGAGGUCGGGGUACACCACGAGGAGGAAGGAAGGGCUUACUUCCCACUCCUGAUGAGUUCCCUCGCUUUGAAGGAGGACGGAAACCAGACUCCUGGGAUGGAAAUAGAGAGCCAGGCCCAGGUCACGAACAUUUCCGUGAUGCCCCUCGCCCUGAUCAUGCCCCCCAUGAUGGUCAUUCCCCAGCCAGCAGAGAACGGUCCUCUUCUCUCCAAGGCAUGGACAUGGCAUCACUGCCACCCCGAAAGCGCCCCUGGCAUGACGGGCCAGCGACUUCUGAGCACAGAGAAAUGGAAGCCCCUGGGGGGCCUUCGGAAGAUCGAGGUGGCAAAGGCCGAGGGGGCCCAGGACCUUCCCAGAGAGUGCCAAAAUCUGGGCGUCCCAGCUCCUUGGAUGGUGAUCAUCAUGAUGGGUACCACCGAGAUGAACCUUUUGGGGGCCCUCCGGGCAGUGGUACCCCUUCUAGAGGGAGCAGGAGUGGCAGUAACUGGGGUAGAGGGAGUAACAUGAACUCUGGGCCACCAAGGCGAGGCGCUUCAAGGGGUGGUGGAAGAGGCCGGUAGAAGCUGGGACUAGGCACCUUUAGGCCUCUCUGGACAGUAUUUAAGAAUUUCUUAUGGACUCACCAAGAGAAACAACAGGAAGCCUGUACCACGGUAUCCCUGAACUCUUCUGUGGCUACUGAAUCCAGGAGUCCCCAAUGAGGUCCUCAAGAUGAAGAGACUUGUGCUGCUGCUUCCCCGGAAGUAGUAGCUGGCCUUGUUCUGUCCUGUCCACCCCCAUUGCUCUAACCCUGCAUUGUUUUGUGAAGAUAAAGCUGGAAUUCUUUUUUUUUUUUUUUAGUGUCAUGAGACAUGAAGCACCUCCACAAAUUUAGGUUCAUGUCUAAUUGGAAAUUUGUUUCUAUAUGUACAGUUUGUCAGAGAAAAAAAUGUUGUUUUUGUAUGAAUACAGAAUGUGAUUUACGCAAGAAUUAACGGAAAAUAA
This is a messenger RNA of Loxodonta africana (African savanna elephant), 5782 nucleotides long. RefSeq names its product WD repeat domain 33 (gene WDR33). NCBI's taxonomy places the organism in Eukaryota, Metazoa, Chordata, Mammalia, Proboscidea, Elephantidae. Gene Ontology annotation, molecular function: protein binding. The record is from RefSeq and is a predicted model, not a curated record. Gene Ontology annotation, cellular component: mRNA cleavage and polyadenylation specificity factor complex. The transcript is spliced from 22 exons. Bases 1348 to 5358 code for a protein of 1336 amino acids.